CAUCUUCGCCCCAUACGUUCUCAGCAGCAGAUCCCCCCCUCUCUCUCUAUCUCGCUCUCUCUCUCUCUCUCUUUCUCUGUAUCUCUCUCUUUCUCUCACUGUGAGUUGCAGGUGUGAUGAUGAUGGAGAGCACGGGCUCCACUCCUCCUCCCCCUGUUGUUGAUCAGGAGGCGGUGGUGGUGCAUCAGCAGCCGCAGCUGCCGCCUGGAUUCCGGUUCCACCCGACGGAUGAAGAGCUCGUAGUGCACUACCUGAAGAGAAAGGCCUCCUCUGCGCCCCUUCCCGUCACCAUAAUUGCGGAGGUCGACCUCUACAAGUUUGAUCCAUGGGAGCUCCCUGGGAAAGCUACCUUCGGCGAGCAGGAAUGGUACUUCUUCAGCCCGAGGGACCGGAAAUAUCCGAACGGGGCCCGGCCUAACCGGGCGGCGACGUCGGGCUACUGGAAGGCCACCGGCACGGACAAGCCGAUCCUGACCUCCGGCGGGGCACAGAAGGUUGGGGUGAAGAAGGCGCUCGUGUUCUACAGUGGCCGGCCUCCCAAGGGGAUCAAGACUAAUUGGAUCAUGCACGAGUACAGGCUCGCGGACAGCGGGAGCAAUUCCAAGUCGAAUUCCGAUUUUACGAACAAGAAAAGUUCGUUAAGGCUUGAUGAUUGGGUGUUGUGCCGAAUCUAUAAGAAGACCAACCAUUCUCAGAGGCUGAUUCUUCGAGACAGAGUGGAGUGCGUGGAUGAGAUGCUGGCUUUGUUGCCCAACAUGGAAGGACACAGCUCCAAGCUCCAAGCUGCUCAAAAGCCUCAGAAUUUCGCGCCUCUGGUCCAGAACGACGAUAACUUCUUCGAGGGGCUGUUGGCAGACGACGGCGCAAUCGCAAGGAACUCCAUCUCUCAAUUGCCAGCCUCGUCGAGCAUGGUGCAGAACAGCAACGAAGCAGCCGAGAUCUCGAUGAUCACGGCAGCGGCGGCCACCGGAGGAGUACUUGUCGGAGGCUCCAUUAAUCCCAACCUGCCAUUGAAGAGAACCCUCCCCUCCCCGUAUUGGAACGAAGGGCUGCCAUCCAUCAGGAGAUUUCUGGCCACCGCCAACGAUGUUGGCAGCAGUUCUUCCAUGGCAGCUUUGCUCAACCAGAUGCCAAACGGUGCAGCUGCUUCUUCUUUCCAGCAGAACCAGCAUGCCCUUCUGGGGACGGCUCUCGCUGAUGGGGUUCUCAGGCAACAAUACCAUCUCCAUGGAAUGAAUUGGAAUUCUUGAUUCCUUUUCGAAACCUUAUGUUUGGUGGAAACCAAAUUCCUGGGAAAUCAACGAUUCUUAGAUCAUACAAGGAAGACGACAAAUAAUAGCAUGACACAUGUUUGACAAGAUGCAGCUGAGCAUAUAUAAUUUAUGAAAAGUGACUUUUAAAAAUUCAUCUGAUUGUGCCCCCAAGGUUAUUCUAGUGGCCAGUAGAAAGGCAAAAAAAUCUAGGAUGAAAAGAUAUGGAAAAGACAUAGGCUUGUUUUAUUUGAUUGCUUUUUAUAUUUACAAAUAUGUUAUAGUCACAGAAUCGCUAAUGUAAAGGAGAAAUCUUUAUUUGGAUCUUAUGGAAAUUGUAGUUAUGGAGCUUGUAGAAACAGCUUUGACUGUUUGUUGCCGUUCAUAGAAUUUAUAGUUUUAAGUUUUGGUUUCCUUUUUCUUUUUC
Messenger RNA from Nymphaea colorata (pocket water lily), 1677 nucleotides. RefSeq names its product NAC transcription factor 56-like. Gene Ontology annotation, molecular function: DNA binding. Gene Ontology annotation, biological process: regulation of DNA-templated transcription; system development. The transcript is spliced from 3 exons. The record is from RefSeq and is a predicted model, not a curated record. Lineage: Eukaryota; Viridiplantae; Streptophyta; Magnoliopsida; Nymphaeales; Nymphaeaceae. The coding region runs from base 117 to 1250 and encodes 377 amino acids.